Rhipicephalus microplus (southern cattle tick) is the source of this 2226-nucleotide messenger RNA. Its product is annotated as F-box/WD repeat-containing protein 8. Gene Ontology annotation, molecular function: protein binding. NCBI's taxonomy places the organism in Eukaryota, Metazoa, Arthropoda, Arachnida, Ixodida, Ixodidae. The record is from RefSeq and is a predicted model, not a curated record. Gene Ontology annotation, cellular component: cytoplasm.
UGUGUUGAUACAUGGAGGCAGACGGUGUUCAGUGGCAUAGCCUCCUAGGCUCUUUCUGCGGACCGCUCAUCGGCCCCAGCAGAGACAAUGUAUACAUGGUUUACGGUGAAAAUAGCCUAGCAUUGCGGUUAUUGACCCAGUUACCUGCAGUUGCAAGUAAUUGUUCAGCGGAAGCCGCAUGUUUAAUGUGACGAGUGCUUGUGCAUUGACUGCAAGGGAAAAUUAAACUGCACAAAGCAGAGCGCGACGUGCUUGCCUGAGUCAUUUUGUAAUGUAGGAGACGACGUAAGCACGAGAAAAUGUCCGAACUCGACAGCUUCAGGUCGCAGUGGUUGCGAGAACUGAAAGUAGAUGCGGCUAAGCCGGUUGUACCCGUCGAUGGUGAUCGCGCCGCAGACGUCUGCAGUCAAGAUCGCCUUGUUGCCGGAUUUGACGGUCGUCCCCAAAGGGCCGUCAAGCGGCGACUCGUCCAACUUGAGUCUAACACGGUGUGCCAGGAACAGCCUAGAGCAUUUGACAUUGCCGACCGCUUGCUUCAGGGCGAAAUCCUGACCAACGAUGAUCUGUUCGGGAAGUGCGAAGAGAAGAGGCGCCACUUGGGCCGUCGUACGAAUAAGCCAGUGGGGUGCGCAGAAGCCGCGCCUGCACAGAAGUCGUCUCUGGUGGACACCCUGAUCAAUGAUCUGGAUGAAAUUAAUGAAAUUCCAUUCUUCGAUAGCUACAUUCCUUCUGAAGUGGCUGUCAACAUCUUUAAGCACCUCGACGUUGUUGAUCUGUGCAGAUGUGCUCAGGUGAGCCGGGACUGGAGGAGUGUGGCAGAGAGCAGGCUGUUGUGGCAUCGGCAUUGCCAUCGCAUGGGAUUCACGGAUGUGGCCGUGGCAGCAAGAAACACUAACUGGAAGCACCACUUCAGGGAGCACGUGCAGAGGGAGUCUCUGCUCAGGCACAACUGGAAGAAUCGCAUUGGACGACUUUACGAACUGGAGUAUUCAAGAGCUGGUGUGCUGUCAGCAGUGGACUCAUCCGAAGACUUCGUCCUUGCAGGGUACUCAAGUGGCGAGGUACGCCUGUGGCAUCGAACCAGCUCUGGAGUGCAGCUGAGGAGUGUGGUCUUGGAUGGCGCAUCACUACAUCCAAACAACUUGAACUAUGUCAGCUCGGUCGCCUUGGCCAAAAGCUGUUUUGUUGUGUCGUAUGCAGAAGGUGAGGUCUGUGUCGGUGGUCUUGGUGACAGCCUGUCAGCAGCUUGCAACCAAGCAAUUGCCCUCCCUGGACCAGCGAAGGUGUCAGCCUCCAAGCAGGAUAACCACUUUGCCGCUUUCGGGGGCACCAACGUCGCCCUUGUAGAUACAUCUGGACAGACACAGUCAGUCCAGCUCCCUACCAAGGUCACACACGUGGCACUGCUACCAAUCAUACAUGGCCAUAGGCAACCACCCGUGGUGUCGGCUGCUGAAGAUGCUGUGCGGCUGCACGCUGGAGAGCGGUUUGAGGCAGACGGUCUCACCCUGCAUCACCUGAUUGGUGCUACUGUCACCUGCUUGGAUGUCUCGGAUGCCGUCAUUGCCCUUGGGCUCACCGACAGGUCUGCUGUCAACGUGUUUCAGGUUCCUCUGUAUGUGGCAGAGAAUGGACGACUGCUUGGCACCCUGACCAGCCACACAAGUUCCAUUCUGUGCGUCAACGUCGCCCAAUGUCCCGACAACCUGGCGCUGACCGGGAGCUGUGAUAAGAAUGCACGAAUUUUUGACCUGCGCACACUACAGUGUGAGGUGCGCAUCAGUGCACACGGACUGGGUGUCACUCAAGUGCAAAUGGAUGAACACAGUCUGGUGACCGGUGGUCAAGACGGCCUCGUCUGUGUGUGGGACCUACGCACUAAGGCAAAGCUCUGGGAAAUGUUCUGCAGGCACCCUGUGAAACAUUUGCGAGCCGACCACUCCACCCUCGUCACUGCGCACGUGCCCCACAACCUCUUUCCAGAACCAGAGGAUGGCAACAUUGUUGUUCACACGAGGCAGAGAGGGUCCAUCCGUAUGUACGACUUUUCGGCCAACCAGCAGACUUCAGGAAUCCCAUCCAUUUGUCUGUCGUCAUAUUCUGAACCAGCUGGUUAUAACUACAAUGUUCGCUUGGCUGUACCUUAUGAUGAAAUCGUGGAUGUCAUCUGAGAGUGCUGUUGAAUAGUCGCUGUCAUGUAAAUAAAAGCACAUUCAUAGGUUUUCA